Molecule: messenger RNA, 4399 nt
Organism: Erpetoichthys calabaricus (reedfish)
Lineage: Eukaryota; Metazoa; Chordata; Cladistia; Polypteriformes; Polypteridae
Product: P2R1A-PPP2R2A-interacting phosphatase regulator 1
Exons: 9
Coding region: 607-1323 (238 amino acids)
Molecular function (GO): protein serine/threonine phosphatase inhibitor activity
Source: RefSeq, a predicted model, not a curated record
UCUUUUCAUGUUUUUUUUUUCUUUAAAAGAGUUAAUCUUAAAAGUCGCAAUUACUGUAUACUGUGAAGGGCCGUGUCAAACACCGCGGGCUGCUUAUCUGCAUCUUCACAAACCUGUCGUUUGACAAACAUUUGGCCCCUGCAUAGAUCGAGGAGCAAACAAGAAGUUGUUGUGCGGUCGUGUAAAGUUCAUCGUGGAGCGGCGGGCCUCGCCUCAGGCUUUGACGGAGUCCCGCUUCCGUCACACCAGCCAGCGUUUGCUGUCCGCUUCGGGGACUUUCGGAAUUCGCGCGGCUACCCGAUCGGCACUUCCCGGAAUGAAGGCUGAUUGACAUCCUGGAAACUCCUGGCUGUGCAAGUCCCUUUCGCGCGUGGCACUGCGCCACACUUUGCUGGGUAGUGAGAGAGACACUUAGACGUGGAAAAUGCGAUAGGGUGAUUCGGUUUCGGGGGUGGGACGGUGUUCCUGCGUUUCGGGUUCACCUGGUGCGACGUAAGGUGGUGAGGCCUGCGGGUCAGGCUUUCACCGGCCUAAAGUUGCCGAAAUCUGCGGUUCUGAGGGCAUAGCCGAGGGACUGUCAUAAGCAGACGGAGCCAACAAGACGGAAUGGAGCGGAUGGAUAUUGACCAGUGCGCAGGCGCUGCAGCUGGGAAUGGAGGAGGAGCUCUGCGUCGGUCCAACAGCGCUCCUAUGAUCACCGGCGUCAGUGACGGGACAGCCGUGUUCAGCUCAAGCAGCUCAGCACGGUUCAGGCGAAGCAGCAUGUCAGUCAAUCUUGGCUGUCCUGGUCUGGCUCUUUCUCCAUUUUGGCUGACAAGCAAUCGCCUAGACCACCACAGACAGGAAGAGAGUAUGGAACAAAACACCCAGGAUCCACUGCACAGGGACUGCCCUGGACUGAGAUCUCCCUUUAUCGAGCAUGUCUGGGAUGAGAAUUUUUCACUGCCAAACCAAUCCAUAGACAGCUGUGCCACUCCAAACUCAUCACCCAGUCCAACUCGUAGAUUUGGAAGCAGGGGGGGUGCAAGCCCCAGAAUCCUCUCACCACCCUUGUGUACGCUGAAGAGGAAAGGAGGAGCUGAUCUGGAUGGUCCUCCAAAGAAACUUUUUGUGGCUGGAGUGCCGGGGUUGGGAACCACUGAAUCUCCUGUGAACACUGUAGACUGCACACUCAGUGUGUCCCAGGUGACCGGAGUUGCAUCCAGUGUAUCAAGCUGUAGCCCACCUCAUGGAAACUCACUGUCUCUUGCAGUCUCCAUACCAGACUCUCAUCUGCCUAUGGGUUUUACACCACCUUUUGCAACUCAGCCUCCUGGAAUGUAGGACAUUAAUCAACUUAUUCCUAAUGGGGUCAAUGAAUCAGAGAAUCAUGAAGUGGAAGCCAAGCAAAGCGGGGGGAAAACGGUUCCCUAUAGAUCAGUAAUCAGGAAUCCAAAGAAAAAUACACAGAGCCAAAAAACAGGAAAUAAUAAUAAGAGACCCAUUACGCUCAGUAUUAAGAAAAUUUGGAGUCAGAGCAAGCUAGAGUUGACAUAUAGAUGAAAACUGCCAUGGCACCAGUGCCCCAAAAGUUAUAUUUGUUUAAUUCUUCAGUGAGCACUGCACUGUUUUGUAUAUCAUGUUCUGUGAUAAACAAACUAGCUUGAAUGAAAAUGGAGACGGAAUCUUGCUUUACUAGUACUGUAUGAAAACAGAUGAAAAGUGCUCCCUGGUGACAUUUUGCAGAUUGACUCCAUAUUACCUGUAAAUAGUGAAAGAGUCUUAAAAGUCCAACAUUUAUCUAGGUGACCCUUAUAAGCUGUAAAUUGAUAAACACACCAUUAUCUAGAACAUAGAUAAGUUAUGCUUGUUGAUGUAAAUAAAUAUGAAAGCCAUAGUGUACAGUCAUAUACCAAAUCUCUUGUAAAUAGAAAAUAAACAAAAAAUAAGCCCUGUGACCUGUAGAUAGUAACAGAGACCAGGGGACAAUAGUUAUGUGUAAGUAGAAAAGAGUUGUAUCAACCUUCCUAUGACUAAGCGACCUUUGUUUCUUGUUAAGAGACAUGCUGCCAAAUGUCUAUCAUGUAAAAAAACAAGUUCCUUGUCACUUGCGCACAGACAGUUCUAGUAGCAAGCAUUUAGCCAUUUGACCAUUGUCAACAUUUGGUACACAAGAAUUUCUCAUGAGACAAGUGACCACCACUGACCUGGCUUCUGCUCAUUACAAUUCUUCCUUCUUCCAGAUGAACAAGAGACUUGAUGUCUAGACAGUGCUGGCCACAGUGGGAUUUAACAUUCCAAAUAAAAUUCUAACUGGACUAUAACAUAUUGCUGUAAAGCUUAAUGUCCUAGACAUUUGUCUUCUUUUGACAACAUUGUAAUGCAAAAGAUUUUGAGCUGGAGAAACACAUGGGUAUAUAGCAGGAAGGUAGUUUUGAAUGUGGAUCCAAACAGUGUAGAAAAUGUCAGAGGCUGCAAAUGUGGGCCUUACAUGGGAGGCUACCAAAUGAAAUGAUUCAUGUUGCAAUCAGAUAGAUGGUGUUGUUGUUAGCCUUUACCAAUUGUUGGUACACUGCCUUCAGAUUAUUUAGAUUUAUUUAUCAUGUUUUGUUAAACUUUAAAAGGGAUUCAAAAAGAAGGCCUUCUGGUUUGGAGCCAUCUUUUUUAAUAUUUUGUUUAAGGUGGGAUGUAACAAAUACAUGACCAACACGCUGUCCUGAACAAGAAUGGAGUCAUAUAGUACUUGGAGAUGAGUUAAAAAAAAAAAAAAAAAGACUGACAUGAAAGUAUAUUUCAUAAGCAUAAUUUUGCACAAAGAUAUCACUGGUGAAAGUGGUGAUACCAGUGUGUUAGAUGUAGAACUUAUUGCUCCUUUGUCAGAGGCAGUCAAAAUUAAGCCCUGGAAGGACGCAGCUUACAUUCCAACCAAUCUGACAAUAAAAAGGUACAUUAUAUCUGUAGAUGAACCAUGGGUUAAUUCCAGUACUUUCUUAUGUGAUUCUUUUGUACAGACUUGUUCUAUUUUUGAGUUCACUGGUCUCUUAUAAGUGGUUUUGCUUGUAAUCAGACCACCUCUUUUAAAAGAAUUGUAUCAAAGGGAAAAACUAAUAGCAUAUAAGCAGAUGCUGAUGUGAAUGACAUACAGUAUGUACUAAUGUGUACCAGUCUUUCACUCUGGUGUCCAACAGGCUGUUUUUAGCAAGUACGUGAUGUGGCUGAAACCAAGCCCAUGAUAUUGAGCUUUUCAUCUCAAAAAUAUAUCUGUACAGCUGUUUUGGAGAAGGACAAAAAUUAACAUGCCAAGUUCUUUCAAACAUUUUUAAUUGUAAACUGGUGGUACAGUUAGAUUAAAAGGUUCAGGGCAGACUCAAAGAAGCUGCUGGUUUUUCAGAUUGUUUGCAAACAAAAACCUAUUGGGCUGCAGGACUGAGUUUGCCUACUGGUUAAGGUAAAGUGAAAUAGCCCAUUUGCAUUGCUGUAGUGAUAUACUGUACCUUGCACUCUUCAGCAUGUCUGUGUUCAAGGCAUUAUUUUGGUGGUUAUUUUAUUUGCAGAAUUAAGAAAUUCACUCAUUGAUUACAACAACUAGAAUGCCAGACUUACUUCCAUAUUUGAAAAGGUGAUAAAAACUGAGGCAUUUCAUGUCCAAAGUAUUGAACUAAACAAUUAAGAACAUUGGGAAAUAAUUAUUACCAUUGUUUUUUUUGUACAUGUUCAUAUCAACUACUGGCAAAAAUAUUUGACAAAAGUGACUUGCAAAGUAGAACCUUGAGUUCAUAAAUUGAAAACAAAUAUUCUGAUUUGUCUGUACUGUUAACAUAAAAAAUAGGUUGUGAAAUAUAUAUUGGCUGUAAUACUUUUGUUUCCUUGGUACACCUUUGAUGCAUACUGAACUACCGGUUAUAGCAGGCUUACAAAUUUUUAUUUUUUGCCAUUUUUGUACUAUUGUUUAUCUCAUUUUACCAGUGUUUAGUUUAUGUAUUUUUUUAAAUUUGAACACCCAUUUUUAUACUCUGUUCUCUUUAACUAGGGAAAAAGGUAAAAAAAAAAAGUUAAGUUCUUAAUUAAAGUAGAAAUCAUAUUUUUAAUAAGGAAUAUGAUUGGAAUGAUAACCCACAGCCAGUGGCAUCCCCAAGGACCAAUUGGAGUUCUAAAUGGCCCCGUCAUUGUCAUGCAGCAUUUAGGUUGUAACCGAGUAGGACUGUAAAGUCCACAACCAACGUUCUGUCUUUUAACCUGCCAUGUCCCAUUUUUAAGUGUUCAGGUUGACUAUACAGUAUGAGUUCAUGCACAUACUUUGUUUUUAUAUCUUGCAGCAUUACCUUUAUCUGUGUUCUUCCUAAAUAUCAGAUGUUUGUGCAAAUCAUGCUGUGUACUCCUUUCAACUCCAGAAUUGCUGAAAUAAACCUGUAUCCCACAA